Galdieria sulphuraria is the source of this 2515-nucleotide messenger RNA. RefSeq lists its product as uncharacterized. The record is from RefSeq and is a predicted model, not a curated record. Gene Ontology annotation, cellular component: RSF complex. Lineage: Eukaryota; Rhodophyta; Bangiophyceae; Galdieriales; Galdieriaceae. Gene Ontology annotation, biological process: regulation of DNA-templated transcription. Bases 102 to 2408 code for a protein of 768 amino acids. The transcript has 3 exons.
AGACAAGCUUUUUAUGCUUCUAUUCGACACCACACUUAUACUCUUUUACACAACAUUUCCUGCAUUUGUGUAGUACCAUUUCCAUUUCUCAUUCAUUUUGGAUGAGGCCGCUUCUCCACGAUGACAUGGUUUCGUAUGAUGAUUCCGAUAGGAACCAACUACCAUCCACUAUUAAUGCUAUUCAACAUUCUUGGCUACUACCAGCUACUUUCAAGUUACUUUUGUUGGCAACACAACCACUAGAGUUGCCGCCAUCGACUCCCAUGGAACUGGAAAGUGCCAUUCAGUCUCCUCAAUGCAGUAUAUUAUUGGCGGAAAUUAUUGCCAAGUUUUUAGGGUUGCAAGAGCCUCGAAGAGAACAACUGUUAUUUCAAGCUGACCAUACCUGGAUGCCUGCGUUGGUCAAGUUGGUUCAUGAGCUUCGAAGAGAAUGUUUCGAACCUCUUUUUAUAGACAAACCGCAUCUCUUUUGGUUACCUUGUUCCAGAAGAAGAGGAAGGUUGAUUAGCUACUUAUUUUAUGACUGGCAAACUUGGAUUCAACUUGAACCGUUGGAUCGACUGGAAACGUUGUAUUUAUUGAUAGAAGUAGUGUUAUUUGAGUUGGAUACACCGCUAGCUGAGAAGAUAAGAAACAUGGCGCCUGAAAAGUUGCGCGUGGAACCCUUGGGAUUCGAUUCACAAAGAAAUUGUUAUUGGUACUUUGAUGAUGAUUGUCGUGUAUAUAUGGAAGAGCCAUUACCUUUUGGUACUAUUCCCUGGAAUGCAAAGGGAACAGCUGAUGUUCAUUCUUCUGUUGAAAAUGAAAGUCGCUCCCGUCCUCAUUCUUCUUCAUAUAGAAUAAAUACGCGGUCCUCCUCGAAAAGAAGAAUGGUGGAAGACAACGAACAGUCAGAUGAGGUUCAAGUCGACUUCAAGAAGAACGAAUCGAUGGCAACAUUCAUUGUACAAGAUGAACACUGUCUAUUGAAAUAUAGCAACUACGUUCCUUGUUUUGACCAAGAGACGCUUUCUAUUUCACAAUGGAAGAUACGAGCCGAAGGAGUACAUGAGUUGGAAGAAAUGGUUUCUAAUUGGAAAGACAAACGACAUGUACUUGAUCGUCAACUGAAGAAAAGAUUGUCAUCUGAACUAUUGCCUCUUUGGGAAGAAGAAGAAGAGCGAAUUGUGAAAGAAAGAGAGAAGCGUGAGAAAAAGGAUUGGAUCCCCAUAGCAAAGAGACGAUCAUCGCGAGUACUGGAAAAGCAAAGUAUACAAGAAGAAGAAGAAAAGAUAAAAGAGCAAGAAAGAGAACAAGCAGAAAAAAGACAGAAAAGAAGACAACGGCUACAAGCACAACGGUUGGCAGUUGUGGAAAUCAUUGAACGAGAAAGGGAGAAGGAAUUUCGUGAUCUUCGACAAAUUGAUCAUGCUUCAGAAUCACAACAGUCCAAUCAACAUGGAAUGCGGUGGCGAGAUAUUGGUGUACGUCAAUUGAGGGAUAAGAAGAGAAUUCCUUACAUGAAAUUGAGUGAUGAUGAAUAUGAUCCACAGGAAAUCGAACCCUUGACAUCACAAUUUGUGAUAUUUUUUGAUGAGUCAUCGGUAUUGAACGAAUAUGAUCGGCUUUUGGAAGAUAAUAGCACCAAAUGGAGGUUGGUGGAUCGCUUUGCAUUGUAUUCUACCAGGACAGGUCAAAUGGUAGCCAUCGAAGAUUUGGAUCAUAACGAUGAACGUCCAUUUGUAUUGGAAGCUAUAUUGAUUCCUCGUCAGGAAGGCAAUAAUAGUCCAUUGAUGCCUGCAGCCUUUCGUUGUAAUAACAUUCAAGACUGGUGUAUUGAAUAUGGAAUGGAACCGAGGCUUUGGUUGAAGUCAUCGAAUGGAAUUUGGUAUCAACUGAAAGAUCCUUACAAAGAAUAUCGGAAUGUUUACCAAACUACUCGUCGCAAAUUUGAGUUGUGUAGUCGCAUAUAUAUUCUUUGUAUGACUUUAUCUCCUUUGGUUUGUAGUUAUUCCAAGGUUGUAGAGUUUUUAAGUUAUGCCUAUGGCGAAAUGAAACCUUAUACGGAAGAUGAAAUUCUCAUGGAAGCAUCGUUUAUCUUAUCACAAUUUUGGUCGUUGAAUGAAGGGAGAAUUGUUCAUAGUGGAUUUUUUAGGCAUUUGCAGAAAAAACAUCGACAAGUUGUUGAACGUGAUGGACAUCACCCAUGGUCAUCAUGGAGUCGUUUGACUUUACAAUGGAACCAUAGUAGAAAUGACAACCAUGGGAAUGAGCAAUCUGAUAAUCAGACAAGAAAAGAAGAAAAUGUUGCAUCAUCUGUGAAAGUAGUCAUUCCCUAUCAUUCGAUGGCAACUGUUGUAGCUAAAGAAGAGAAAGGGAAUCGCAUGGAAUGGCAUUGUGUUGAUAAUGAAGCAAAAAGUGAUGCAUGAAAGAAAGAAAAGAGAUGGUUGUUUCAUUUCUUUUGUUGAAGAGGAUGAAUGAGAGAGAGAGAGAGAGAGAGAGACAGACAAGACCUUAUUCUCAUAUUAUACUAGGA